Molecule: messenger RNA, 497 nt
Organism: Sinocyclocheilus anshuiensis
Lineage: Eukaryota; Metazoa; Chordata; Actinopteri; Cypriniformes; Cyprinidae
Product: coiled-coil domain-containing protein 39-like
Exons: 3
Coding region: 66-455 (129 amino acids)
Biological process (GO): cilium-dependent cell motility; epithelial cilium movement involved in determination of left/right asymmetry; inner dynein arm assembly
Cellular component (GO): axoneme
Source: RefSeq, a predicted model, not a curated record
AUUCGUAAAUGUCUGACAGGCCUAAUCUCAGAUGUUUUACUCCUGAACGUCUCUGAAACAACAAAAUGUCUAACGCCCUGUUAGCAGAAGUUGGUUGGGACGCGGGUUUUGCCAUCCCUGUAGCUAAUGCGGAGAAUAAAGCAUUGGAGGAGGGGCUUCAAAAGAAGCAAAAAGAGCAAUUAAAUCUUGAGGACAAAAUAAAUAAAAACAAGGAUGUGAUAAAUGCUCUGACUGAACACCUAAAAAAUCUAAGACAGGAGGUUUCCCACACUCAGGCAUUGUGCAAAGCCAGAGAGAAGGAGACUGAAUCAGAGGUGCAUUUCAGAGCACUGGCAGAGCGAGAGACAGGCCGCCUGAAGCAAGAGGUCACUCAGCUGGAGAAUCAACUGAAAACACUGAAUGAGAAGAAGAACGCGCAAGAGGUUGCAGCUGACACAUAUACACCAUCCAUAUGAUGUAACCUCUGCUUAUGCAGAAACUGUCAAAGCAAUAUAAAG